GCCAUUAAAACUUAAAAAAGAAGAAGUUUCCCUCCGCUGCUGUGUCGGCGUUGCACUCGGAAGGACUAGUUGUACACCAAGGCUACUCUAUAAUCCUUACAGUAUUACAGUGAAAACAACUUUAAUGGCCAAGCUCCAGGGCUUUGAGUUCUGGAAGAAGACCCUGAAAGGAGCACGCUUUGUGGUGGCACCCAUGGUGGACCAGAGCGAGCUGGCUUGGCGCCUGCUGAGUCGCCGACAUGGUGCUCAGCUCUGCUACACCCCCAUGCUGCAUGCCCAGGUGUUUGUUCGCGAUGCCAACUACAGGAGAGAAAACCUCUACAAUGAGGUGUGUGAAGAGGACAGACCUCUCAUCACACAGUUUUGUGCCAAUGAUCCAGAGGUAUUCCUUCAGGCGGCCCUGUUGGCCCAGGACUACUGCGAUGCCAUUGACCUCAACCUGGGCUGUCCACAAAUGAUCGCUAAGAGAGGGCACUAUGGAGUUUUCCUACAAGACGAGUGGGAGCUGUUAGAGAAAAUGGUCAGGUUAGCCAAUGAAAAGCUCUCAGUGCCCAUCACAUGCAAGAUCCGUGUGUUCGAGGAGGUGGAAAAGACAGUCUGCUAUGCUCAGAUGCUGGAGAGAGCUGGGUGUCAGCUGCUGACAGUGCAUGGCAGAACCAAAGACCAGAAAGGAGCCAUGACAGGUGUUGCUAACUGGGCGCACAUCAGGGCCGUACGGAAGGCAGUCAGUAUUCCAGUGUUUGCAAAUGGCAACAUUCAGCACCUGAGUGAUGUGGAGCGCUGCAUUCAGGAGACAGGAGUGCAGGGAGUAAUGAGUGCAGAGGGGAACCUUCACAAUCCAGCACUGUUUGAAGGACGCAGCCCCCCGGUGUGGGAGAUGGCUGAGGAAUAUCUUGAGGUGGUGAAGCAGCAUCCCCCCUGCACUCUAUCCUAUGUGCGAGCCCACCUCUUCAAGCUCUGGCAUCACACGCUACAGAUCCACCAGGACCUGAGAGAAGACUUGGCCAAGGUGAAGACCCUUGAGGGUUUGGCUGGUGUCAGCCACCAGCUUAAGCUGCGCUGCCAGGAGGAGAUAGCUAAAGGACAAGAUGGGGAAGAGACGGAGGGUGGCCUGCCAUUUCCCCACUGGAUCUGCCAGCCAUAUGUCAGACCAGCGCCGAAGGAGCCAGUUGCAAAUGGUAACAGCCAGGGCUCAGAGGUGAGGAAGACUGUUUGUCAGAAGAGAGCACUGGAGGACACUGAUGGAACAGCUGACACACUCUCCAAAAAUAAGCAGAAGAAGAGAUCACGAAACCCCAACAAGAACUUCUGUCCCGAGCAGAAACCCAAGUACAUCAAAUGUGAGCAGUGUGGGAACCCAAAGGGAAAUAAAUGUGUCUUCAACCUGUGUCGAGGCUGCUGCAAGAAGAAGGCCUACAAGGAGGUGGCAGACUGUCCAAGCCAUGGGCUGAGGUUCAAGACCAAGGCAGAGAAACAGAAAGCUGAGGACAAGAGGAAGGAGGACGAGAGGAGGGUGGAUGAGAGGACAGAGGUCUUGGCGAUAGAGACAAAGAGAAGCAGCAGCUCUCCUCAGCCUAUUCCAUAUCCAAGUACAGAGCUGCAGAUGCAGUCCAAGAACCAGCUGCCACUAUGAGCAGGACUAAGGCUAUCUCGACAUGUCCGCCUAAUCAAGGUCAUUUCUAUUGUGAUCAGAAAGGUUAACACCCUUGAAACAUUUGAUGUCAAAAAAUAAAAAAAAAAGAUCACACAACAUCUCCACCAUCUUGGUCUUCAUCAAGUGGUCUUACUGCUGUUUAGUUGAAUCCAAAUGUUCAUCACAGUAAGAAUCUCUGGUAUCAGGUUGUUGUGUGGACCUGCUUCGAUGUAUUACACAAACUCCUGGGUUGUUUCAGGUGAUUGAGAGAGAUGCAAUUGAAACUUGAGGUAACAAGGUUAGUGUGUGCAUGUAGAGGUAGCGGAUUAGUCAGGACAUACAGAAUAAACAGCUGCUAAGUAACUUCAGCAGGGAAGAGACCGAAGUAUGGAUGGACACUGAUCAGCACACCAAAACUGUAAAGUUGCAGAACUAUUUUUUAUGUGGUGUGGAAUUUCUUUUUGUAUAGUGGGACAAAAAUUUUGCAACUAAUUCUGUCAUCUUUUAUUUUUAAAGCCUCUGGAAACCCAAAUCCACAAUAGCCUUCUAACUAUGUAAUUUAGGGUCUUAUGUACAUAAUAUUAAACAUGUAAAAACAAUUAGAAAUCAGUUUCCAUCCAAAUUCGAAAUAUCUGUCUUAUAAGUUUUUGUACAUUCUUGAAAUUGGGUUUGAUUUGGCCGUGGUUAUCUCUGAGAUUUAUUAUGCAAUAAAUUCCAAACCAAUCAUAAAUCAUCCGUCAGUUGUCUCAUCCCGCCCCCCAGUGGCAGGCCAACAAAACCUUUCUGCUCCAGCUAAAUCUGCCUCUUUGAGUCUGAGCCAACAAAUGGCUUUCUAGUCUGAUAUUUAGAAAAUACAGAUCGUAAACUGGCUGAACCGCUCGGCUGCGACCCAGCGGAGGCUCUGCCUGCGGCGGGCUUCCAGCAGCACUCGAAUCAGGUUGACUGGCUCCAGAGCCCGGAUAAUCCGAGCCUUUGCCGCUCAUGGAGCUGCAGGAAGAGGCGGCUUGUGAGCGGCCGGGCUUCCCCACCAGGCCUGGUGCCGGUGUCGGCUCGCGGGGAGGGGACGUAAUGUGCACCCUUCCUUACCCCUAACCCCAACCCCAAGCAGUUAGCUUUGCUACGCAUAAACAUAUCACCAAUCGCGGAGGUGAUGCUGUGGGGAAACAACACAAUUUUAGCUGGCACCGGUCUCUCCCGCUUUGAGGGUCGGUGUGUGUGUCAGAGUAAAGACAUAUUUAAUCUAUUAAGACUGGAUGUGUUUGAAUGAAAAUGGCUAUUAUCAGAAAAACGGAGCGUCCUCUGAAUCAUCAGAGGGCUCAAACAAAGAGUAUGGAUACCAAGAGGCGAAGCUCAAGCCUACCGCCACCAUUUUGGACUGUCAGCAGACCGCAGCAGACCCGCUUGCAUACAAAAACACACAGACAAACUGAAGUAUAUUGCUAUUAAUUGUGCUUACAAUGCUACUCACCUCGUGAUAGCUUGGUCACAGCUGCUUUUUCACGUUUUUGUAAAGCAAAAUAUAGACUUUUUAAAAAAAAAAAAACAAAAACGAAGAAAAAUGGCCUAGAUGGCAUCUCUAGCAAACAUAUUACAUCCACUUAUGAGAACGUUAUCUUAAUUACUCCUUCAAAAUCACCCCAUAAACCAAUUUACCUAAAAAUAAAAAAAUCAAUAUUUUAACUAGAAAUACAUAAAUGGCGACGUCACAUAUUCAGGAAUAAAGAUUUAUUUACAGUUUGUACAGUAAGGGGACAGUAGUAGUAUUAGUAAUAAUAAUAAUAAUAAUAAUAUAGGCUAUUUUAAUAUAUAUUUUAAUGCUAAAGCAGUAAUCAGUUCUGAUAGCUUCAUCAGUUUUGCAAGUGUUAUCUUCCCUCCAAAACUGGCAUAUUAUAAAUUGAUAUUAAAACACUUUAAAACAUACACCUCAGGAGUUCUUACCUGUCGGGAUCCUUCGGGAAACGGUGGAAGGCCAGGUGCGGGGUGUUCCACUGAUAGUUAUUGCAAUUAAUUGCACUACACUGUUUUCUUUUACUUUUUUCAUUCUCUCUCCUUGACAUCUUGAAUGUUGCGCUACCGCAGCGCCCCUAGUGGCUGUUGGCAAAAAUUCAACGGAGCUUCGCCUCUUGGUAUCCAUGCUCUUUGGCUCAAACAUGUACAGCUGGAUUAAAUUUGUGGCAGCCAUUGCUGAGCCAGGGAGAUAUCAAUCAAAACGAGGGAACUGUCAAUCAGAGUGUUAUCUGCCACGCCCACUCUGUCCUGGCAAGUGGUCCAAACAGCAAAAUGAGCUGUUUUUAAACCAGGUUUUCUAAUAGUUAUGAAUAGUUAUUUUCACUCAGACUUUUGUGGAUGAUUAAUGAGACACUCGACUUUGAUAUAAUAUAUGCAUUUUCACCACUUCAACCUGUGUUUCCAAAAGCUUUAAGAUAAAGAUUUUAUGAGGGGAAAGUUGUGAACCACAAGUAUUAAAGGACUCAAACCUGUUAAGAGAAAGGAUUUUACUGAUAUCUUUAAGGUUAUGAUUGCAUUUUUACAUCAUUAGUUAACCUAUUUAUUCUGGAUUAAGAUUUGCCUGUACUUCAUUGACUAAUGUAUAUGACUUUUGAUGGAAAGUUCAACUGCCUAUCCAGCUAUCAGAGUGGUGCUGUGUCUGCUGUCUCAGACAUGCUCAGUGGCUACGCAAUCUAUUUAGAGGUACCUCCUGUAUACUGAUACAUGCAGUGUUAUUUUUUUGUUUGUUUUUUUUCUUCACCUACAUACACAAUUUUUCACCUUGUGUUUAGCCUAUCUUAGCACAAAUAUUAGAAGCUAGCUCAGAGGCCUAUACUGUGAUGCAGGAUUUGAAGUUAGCGAGGUAACUUCGGGGUUAAGUCAGGGUUUUCAGUACUACAAAGCUGGUUCUCUUUUUAUAGGGAUAAAUCACUAUGGUAACUGACAACAACAGCUAACCUGCUCCAGAGCAGGUUAAUGUCAUAGUAUCAGAUCACAGGCUGUCAACACCCGACCCCUGACCAAUCAGAUCACUGAAGAAAAAGUAUCCAAGGAUGACAGCUGGGAGUCUCAGAUAAAAAAAGAGUAGCCUAUGCUGUUACAGGUCAGUAGAAUAAUUUCAUUGUUGCAGGGCCCUAUUUCCACUGGUUUAAAAACAGAGCUUCUAACAAACAGAGAGAUUAUUUACAACACUAAACACAGGAUUUUUUCACAGUAUUUUCACUUGUGCAAAGUUUACUUAAGUCUGCAGUGAUAGUGAUGCUUUUGUUUUUGCUUUUUACACAGCAGCUCAAAAUAACAUGAGACGCCUGUGUGAUGAGAACUAAGAUAAAACGGAUGAUAUUUAUUAGUUAAAUAAUCCACACACUGUUAAUCAGCUCCUGUUAUUAUAAAUGCCACAUUUCGGUCAAAUAGACCAUCAGUCAUUAACUACUUUUCCACCUUUUACUUCAGUAGCAGAAACAGUCUGACAUCACUUUAAAGUGUUUUAUGUGACAUCAUCCAACAAAACAACGAAAAAAUAGUCCAUGCAAAUGUCUCAUAUAGUCCAGUGAUAUCUACACGUAAUUUAAGUCUUGGCCGACAGUGAGUUUUUGAAUAGUAUUUUUAAUGUUUUCUGUAGUUAGUAUUGUUUACAUCUGGCGUCACUGACAUUUUACUGUCUCACAGUCCUAGACACUUGCGGUACCGUUUUAUCUCAUAUGAUAUGAAGCAACCUACUUCAUUCAUGGUUCUGAUGAUGUUGCUCAUAACUAACACCCCUGCCUCCUUCACAUGAACAUACUCGUGGCUGAACAGGAAAACCCAGAGUUGACUGAAGUGGUUGAUAACCAGCUUUGUAGUACCGGUUAUCCAGCCAGUGUUAGGGGCAGUCAAACCAGAUAACAAAAGGAUAUCCUGGGUAAAUUGAACUGGCUUCGUAGUGUAGGCCUCAGCUCUGUCAAAAGUGAAAAAAAAAAUAGAUAUGUUGUCUAAAUUACUUGCCAACAGGACACAUUGGAGACAUUUUCUUUCCCUUUGAUGGAAGAUAGCUGUUGGAUGUGAUUCUGGUCUUUGUGCUAAGCUAACUUAGUCUCUCUGCAGAAUGCACAGACUGGCACAUAAAGCCCCUGAAAACAUUUUUUUUCAAAUCUGAAGUAUUUUCUGUGACAUUUAAUAUUCAUGACAAAAAAAUCAUCUUUAGGCAUUACUAAACAUUCAAAUGCUGAUAAUCCUUGUUGGUGCUUAGAUGUAGGUUGUAUCAGAGUUUUACAUUUAAGCCUGGCCUAUGUUGAACCAGUGAGAAGAGCACCGGGAAAAAAAAUACAAAUACAGGAAUGUCAAGUGUCUUCAGGGUCUUAAGGUAAGACAAGUGUUUGACCCAAAAUGUCCUUUAUCAACCAAUUGCUUUGUGAUAAUUUUAAGAGACCCCUAUUGAGACAAGUCUCAGUCCUCUGCAAUUUAACAGGGACCACCUGUUCUUAUUGCAUUUUUUUUCAUCACACAUCAUUCUUGUUUGUAUUGAUGACAAAUACAGAAGGCAUGAGCCUAUAUAUUUCUUUUAUCCUUCAAGUCCUUUAGUUGUGGAUCUUGCAAAAGUGCAUGAUCAACAGCUUCAUCUUGACCGAAUAAACAAGAUCACCUCUACUAACAUCUUAAACAAUUGGUAUAUUUUUAUGCCUUCUUGCCAGCUGUAGCCAUGCCCAGAGGCAUGAAGUUGCGGGUUGUCCAUCUGUCCGUCCAUCCCAUUCUCUUGAACGCAAUAUUCCAAGAAUGCCCUGAGGAAAUUUCUUCAAAUCUGGCACAAACUUCCACCUAGACUUAAGGCUGAACUGAUUAGAUUUUAGUGGUCAGUGUUCAAGGUCACUGUGGCCUUGCAUCUUUCUCAUUGUUGUUAAAGGGCUGUCUCAAGAACAUCUUCAAAUCAAAUCAAACUUUAUUUAUAUAGCACUUUUCAUACAUUAAAAAUGCAACACAAAGUACUUCACAAAAUAAAAACAUACACCAAAAAAUACUACAAAUAUUGAAAACCCGCCCCUCCCAUCCCCACAUAUACACGCACACACGCAUGCACACACACACACACACACACACACACACACACACAGUCAGUAUAGUCAAUAUAGUAACAUAGCUGGGCACUGAGGAACCAGGUGAAGAAAAAACACCUAUGGGGAGCUCAUCCACACUGAGAGGUGUCACAGACUAUGGCCACAGGGAGCGCCACCACAGAGACCACCCCAACCCAGAUAGACCGGGGUAGACUCCACAUAUGGUGCAGAGCCUCCCAGUCCUCCGGACCUGAGGGAUCUCCAGGACGAUGUCCCCGUGGGAGACUGGACACACCUACCAGCGUGGAGGCCCCCCAUGAGGAAACACUGGAGCUUAAAACUAAAAGACUAAAAGGCAAUAGGAUAGGAUAAAACAGGUAUGAGAUAAAAUAAUGAUAAAAUGCAUAAAAAAUUUAGGAUUUAGAAAAAAAUUAAAGAUUUAAAGACUAAAAAAUGAAGAUUGAGAAAUUUAAUAAUAAUAAAAUGCAUAAAGAUUUAAAAAUAAAUAAUUUAAAAGCAUUAGAGAUUAAAAUAACAUAUAAUAGAAUAAAAAGAGUAAAAGAAAUAAGUUAAAAGCCAAACUAAAAAGGUGAGUCUUGAGCCUCCUUUUAAAAACAUCAACAGUCUCUGCAGCCCUGAUGCUCUCCGGAAGGCUAUUCCAUAAGUGAGGGCCAUAAUGGCUGAAUGCAGCCUCCCCGUGGGUUUUUGUUCUGACUUUUGAUUAAAAGGCUGGUGCCAGAGGCAGGGCCGGCCCAAGCCUCCUUGGGGCCCUAAGCAAAAUUCACACAGUUACUAUAAGUUAUUUCAUGUUCUACUCUAUCAUUACAGACACACUUGUAAAACUAGAUGUGAGAACUUUUUGUUGUAGUUAAAUUGUAAUCCACAGUGAUUAAGGCCACGGAAGCAGACAACAGAUUUGCAAACUUGCUGAAAAAUCUUUCAAUUAAUAUUUGACAAAGUCAGCAACUCUCCCUACUGGCCACACAGAGAAUCAAUACAUAAAACCUCAAAGAGCAGCCCAGCAUGUUUACCCAUUUAUGGUUUUUAAUCUGAAAUGGUAGCAAACUCAGCUACAAGAGCAGCCUGGGGUUGAUUUACACUUAAUAUUCAAAGUGAUAUAAUACUAAGUGGGAUACCGACUGUCAUCUAGUAAAAGUAACAGUAACAAAAUGAACCAGUCCUUUACUGUAAACACAAUCUGCUUUGUUAUUUUUUGUUUUAAAUAAACUGCAACACAGAGGGGACAGUGGAUGGAGCAAAGGAUGGAGAUGGGCCUAAGAUGAAAAACAACAACAAAAGCUAGUCAUGUUCGAUGUCAUAUUACACUUGCUGCUUAUUUUCUAAGUAAAAUAGUAGAGCUAUAGCUUGUAAUAAGAAAACAAUCUGCCAGUGGAACAACUGAAAAUUGCUUGAGAAGUUUUGAAAUAAUAUGCAUUUGUCUAAAAACAUGUCUCUUUUCAUAUAAUUAUAUCUUAUAUUAAAAAUGAUUCAUCUCGGAAUGUUCUGCAGUACAUUGAGCAAUUACAAAGACUGUUUUGUUGUUAACUUGCCAGGUACAGCUGAGGUUGCAGCAGACACAGAGGGGACAGUGGGCACAGUGGAUGGGGCAGAGGAUGGAGAUAGACCUAAGAUGAAAAACAUGUCCCUUGUCAUAUGAUUAUAUCUUAUAUUAGUAUAUCUUAUGAGAUAAUUUGACUAGAAAUUAAAUAUAUAUGGUGACAGUUUUCCCUCACCUGAUUCAUUAGCCUUGGCUGAGCCUGAGGAAGUGGACUGCCUCUGGGCUGAGCCAGUGCCUCCUCCAAAAUACUUAAACAGUGCUCCUGGGGAAGUUUCACAUAACUUAUGAGCAUAAUAGGGAGUUGAUGUAAAAGGAACAUGUUUAUUUACUCACAUAAAUUACUAUGCUCUGCAGCAAACAACAUAUCUCAAACUAUAAGUUAACUAAGUUAAUUCAUUAAUGCAAAAACAUAUUGCUAGCAAAUGUCACCGCGUCUGUAAUUAAUGUUAGUUGUUAUUAAACAUUUGCUAUCAAAUGUUAUCAAAAACGUUAUUUUGAUGCCCAAAAGUGACCCAGAAUAUAUUCACCGAGAAUCAACUUAUUCAGAGUGUCAGAAAGUGCCAGUUCAUGUUCCCUCCUCUCCACUAGGAGGAGGCACCCAGUGGUGGCUUAGGGCAUCAGUGGUACCUCCCACUCUAUAAAUAGAGGCCUGAAGAUCACUUCCUCCUCUUUGUCUCCAAGCACUCACACCUUGACUGAGUGUUUGUCAGGUGUUUGCCAUGUGUCUUUUGGUUUGACCUCCAAUGUAAGUAGUUUCUUUAUAUUCCUUUAAUUGUAGUGUCUCUGACAUGAAAAAUGGAUAAUUUAUUUGAUCUAAUUCGUUAAAUAAUGUUAAGAAUCAUGUGUUUGGGAAUCAUUAUUGGAGAGAUUUGUGGUCCUUUAAUAUGUAUAUAUUCAACAUGCUUCAAAGAGUGAAUUCAUUUGUUUGUCAAGAUAAUGUCAUCUGUUCUUUGUUUAGAACCAUGGUAAUCAUCCUGCAACAUCACAGAACCAACAUUCACCCUGUGAUUUAAAAUAAAUUGAAUGAUUGAUUGCAA
Molecule: messenger RNA, 9246 nt
Organism: Epinephelus fuscoguttatus (brown-marbled grouper)
Lineage: Eukaryota; Metazoa; Chordata; Actinopteri; Perciformes; Serranidae
Gene: dus1l
Product: dihydrouridine synthase 1-like (S. cerevisiae)
Exons: 14
Coding region: 125-1633 (502 amino acids)
Molecular function (GO): tRNA dihydrouridine synthase activity
Source: RefSeq, a predicted model, not a curated record